AUGGAUUCCUCAAAGACAAUCACAGAGAUAAAGUCGAAAUUCGUCAGAAACCAAAUUCGCAUCCUAUCUGUUGCUCUCACACCGUCGGAGGACUGGCACGACUAUGGUCCGGCUUCUGAAGAUAACAUCCCUGAUAAAAUAGUAGAAGAUGUAUUGCAGAAAUUCAACGCUAUUCUAAAGAAACAUAAUCGCGCAGUCUUCUCGUCACAAGCUAUCCACCAUGUCGCCCGUCAAAUCGAAAAUCUGUAUUGGAAUUCAAUUGAUCCAGAGACUGGUGGCGAGCUGUCGCAAGGCCUUGUCAUAGAAAAGGGCACUGAUUUGUCGAAUUCAAUAUACGAACAAUUACGGCUGCGCCUAUUAGAACUCGACAAACAGCGCAAAAAGCAGCAAGAGCGGCUUACGCAGUAUAGACUGCUUAGAGAACUCUUGGAGCCGUUCAAGGACCCGCAAAUAAACAUCCAGCCGAACUUAGUUACCAGGGAUAGUCCGCUGGGCCAGGAGAUUGACCGAAUGAGAAUGCUAGUUGCGAAGGUUACGAGCCGGGUUGGUAGGGGUGGUAGGAAUGCUGAACUUGAAGGGGCUUCCCAGUCGAUCAAUGAUCAUGAUGCGAAGCUUUCAGCGGUGUUGGAUAUGACUUAA
Molecule: messenger RNA, 639 nt
Organism: Histoplasma mississippiense
Lineage: Eukaryota; Fungi; Ascomycota; Eurotiomycetes; Onygenales; Ajellomycetaceae
Exons: 3
Coding region: 1-639 (212 amino acids)
Cellular component (GO): Mis6-Sim4 complex
Source: RefSeq, a predicted model, not a curated record